AGCGGCUUUCCCCGACCCUAAACACUCCAAACUCUUUAUAUCAUCAGAGAAGAAGGCGGGGGUCAUCACAACUCACAGAAUUCUCCUUUUAAAUUUACAUACCCUGCAUCUAUUCUUUACAGACCUUGCUAUCAUGUAGCAAAAAUACUAAGAAUCACAGAGAUGACGGCCACUUGGCAUCACAAGGCCAUAAACCGCCUGGAAACGGAGAAGCUUUUACUGGGAUGUGGUGAAGAUGGAGGCUUUCUCAUUCGUGACAGCGAGAGCAUCCCAAAUGCGUUCGUGCUUAGCAUACUGUUCCAAGGGCAUAUCCAUCACUAUAGGAUUCUAAGGGAAAAAGAUGGCCGGCUGUAUAUGCAGGCUGCCACCGGUGUUGCGAGUCAUAAGUUUGAGAGCUUGGAGCAGAUAGUCACUUUUUACAGUCAGCCCAACCAAGGGUUGCCUUGUGAGCUUAAGUACCCUGUGGUCUCAAAGGACACUACGGAAGAGGAUUACUCUGAUGAAGAUGAAGAGGAUGAUGAAGAUGACGAGCCAGAUGGUGCUGUGGCUAUAGUCAACGAGCUACCAGAUCCAGCACAGCUAAUUGCACAGAACAUGAGUCAGAUGGACAGCAACCAGGUUGAUGGUAAGUUCCUGGCUGCCCUUGGUCACUAUCUUGGUGAAGGCCUUCUGAAAGACCUCGACUCUGUUGAAGCUGGUGGGAAGACCCUUGAUGAGCUGCAAAACCUCAUAUCUGGUGUAUCUCAUGACCUUGUCAGAGAAUUGAAGACGAUGGUGUCACGGAUAUCGUUUCUUGAGAAGGUCUUCAGCAUAGGACUGGCAGAGAAGACCAAACUUUUUAGGUGCUCCUCUCUUGUCCAACAAGAUGAGGAUAUGACUGAUUUUGAUCAUCUCAAUCGUCUUCUUGCUGGGAGUAUUGCUGGCGUCAAGUCCUUGCAAACCCAGGCCGUCAAAGCGUUGGAAGACGUGAAUAAAAUAAGAGAAAACUCAACCCAGCAAGAAGUCGAGAAACCGCAGAAGAGAGUGUUUGAGGUACAAGAUAAGACGCCGGGUUUCAAGAGCAAGAAUUACUUAGCUGUUGACUAUGUUCAAGGAAAGCUUGCGUUUCUAAAAAAUCAAAAUGAUCCUCUUGAUGACAGCAACACUUGCGAUCAAAGUAAAGUGUUGCAACUCAUCAAGUCACGUGAUAACAUGAAAAGACUUGGGAUUAAGCUGGAAUCCAAGCCUCUCAAAGAAUUUGACUUCGACGAUGGAAAGUCCCGAGAGGUAUUUUGUCAACUUGUCCAACAAAUCAAGAAUCAGCAAUCAAAAGGCUCUGCUAUCGAUGAAAUAUCUGUGUUUGUGGGGACGUGGAAUUUAGGAAGCGCUGUCCCACCGCAUGACCUUCGGACGUGGUUCAAGUGCCAAGGUCACGGAACGACGACGGACACUGACGUUGCACACUUUGCGCAUGACAUCUACGCCAUUGGGACACAAGAGUGCAGCCUGAGCGAGAAGGAUUGGGUUACGAAGGUGAAAUCCGAACUACAAAGAAUCUUCAACGUUGAAUUUUUCACGGUGUCCGUAAGCACACUAUGGGAGAUUCGCCUUGUAAUUCUAGCUCGUCCCGAACACAACAACAUGAUAAGCCACGUGAGGCAAUCCAGCGUCAAGACGGGCAUCGCUAACGCUCUAGGUAAUAAAGGCGCUGUUGGAAUCUCGUUUCUGUUUGGGGCGACAUCAUUUUGCUUCAUCAACUGUCACCUCGCCGCACGUGCAUCACGAGUUCUCAGGCGUAACCAAAAUUUCCACAGCAUCUUGAAAGGACUGAACCUUGGUCAGAAAAACGUGUUUGACCUGACAAACCAGUUUCAUCAUGUGUUCUGGUUCGGCGACUUGAACUACCGGAUUGACCUAGAAGUUAAGGAAGUCCUAGAAGCAGUUAAAGGCAACAACUUCUAUAAACUCCGUAAAGCUGAUCAGCUCAUGCACCAGAUCACCAAAGGAAAUGCCUUUGUGGAUUUUAAGGAGGGAUACUUGACCUUCCCACCGACCUAUCGUCAUCGCAGGGGAUUCGCCGACUACGUAUGGGAGAAAGCCAAGCGCUCAGGGAUUCUUGUGAAUGUACCGUCAUGGUGUGACCGUGUACUAUGGCAUUCCUUCCCUGAGAUGAAAAUCGUCAACACAUCAUAUGGUUGCACUGACAAUAUUCGGACGAGUGACCACUGGCCCGUGUUCAGUACCUUUGAUGUGGGUAUAACUACGCAGUACGCCUCGUCACCAGUUCCUCAAGGCUCCUCCACGAAUGACUGUGUUAUUAUAUUCGAGACGAUUAAGGCUAUGAUCAACACCAACAGCAAGCCACAGUUUGUGGUCGAGUUCUACUCUAGCUGUUUAGAAUCUGUUCAGAGAAGUAACCAGAAUUCAGUGAGAGAUUGGGUCAAAAAAACCACAGCUGAAAGUCGAGAGAAAACUACGUACGCGGCGCCAUCUUGGGGAUCCCAAGUUCUGCCACAUUUGCACCCGAUCAUGCCAGAUCGCAUGUAUCUGCAGGACCAGCACCUUUUGAUAGCUGUCAAGUCUGUGGAGAGCGACGAAUCCUACGGCGAAUGUUGCAUAUCUCUCAAGGCAAUGAUCGCCGAAACUCCACAAGAUUUUGAAGCCAAAUUGACGCACUCGGGACAAGAGACGGGUAGCCUGUCGGGUCAAAUGAGGAUCAAGCUUGCUGAUAUAUCACCAGCUCUGAUUGGUGGAAAACCAAAAGGUCUUAUAAAGGUGGAGGGAGACGAUGACGUUAAUUCUAACAAAUUGGACGUGCGAUCAACGCGACCCGUCAAACGCAAAUCAGUGAUGAGACCAGAUUUCGCCAUUUUUCUCUGAAGACGCAACAUGUUUACUAACCCUGAGGACGGGCUGAAGUAAAAAUCCGAAAGUUUGGCACAUUUUGUGCUUCUGUUGGUUUUUAUUCUUCUUAUCUCUCAAAUCGCUUUGCACAGCAUUGAAUUAAACGGCUCUUGUUCGCGGGACAUUGGAACAGGUCAUUAAAGAUAGCAGCCCAUCAAGCAUUUAUGACUUUCAGACUGACACUUCAUUGGUUGGGUCUAAACUACCGCUGUGAGAGUUGAGCUCUCCGAGGUUGUUAGGUAUCUUAAGGACCUUUAGGGCUCACCCUCUAAACACAAAGCUCAUUAGUAACAAAAAACACGCUGGCGGUAGGUUUAGAUUCUGCGGCGAAACGCAUCAGUGAAAUCUUAACUUUGAUAUAGUAGCAAGAACGAAACAAGAACGAUAUCGGGUCGAUAAAUCAUUAAAUCGUUUCAGAGCAUGAGUUCGGCCUGUCCGUGAGUUUAAAACUAGCAGCCCACUAGCCAAUUUUUGUGUGUGAGAAAAUCGCUAGUCGUUAGACUCCGACUCCAGCGUGUGAAACUAAUUACGUAUGGCACUUAUUCACAGACUUAAAAUACAAGACUUUAAGAACCCAAGACUUUUUGCCCGAUAUGCAAAGUGUCCGUGUGUAGGUUAUACUGUAGUCCUGUCUCAUUGAAACUGCAUGCCCUUUUCGCAAGCAUUCAAGAUGUCACUCCUCAAAUGAUUGUCUCUUUAUUGACCAAUUGGAGCCUUGAAUCAUCUCUUUUUCCUCUUGCUCGUAUCCUCAUAUCAGGGUGUGUAGCAUAAGAAUGGGUUGUUGGCAAUUUUUUGGGCUCGUGCUUUCUUCUUUCUGCUUUCUUCCUCCUUAGCAAAUUUCUUAUACCCUGGCGAAAUUCUCUACUAGCUAUAUAAUACACCACAGGGUCCAUAGCCGAGUUGGCAAUCACAAAAACGGCACAAACGCUGAGAAGGAUCAAGUAAAACUUAUAGAAUACAAAACUAGGGUAAAAGGCCUGUACAAGCCGGAAAACAUUAAGAGGUAGCAUGGAAAUGGCGAAGACAACUACUAAAGGAGUGAGGAUCAUCUGAGCUUUCUUGUUUUGUUUCAGCCGCUGUUUCUCUUCCUUGAUAAUGAGUUUACUUUUUGCGGAGGCGCCAUGCAUGUUUUUGUGGAACGCUGUGCUCUUUUGCAGCUGCUGUGAAAUUUGGAUGUAAGUGUAGGUAAUGAUGACCAGUGGUAGAAGAUACCAGAAGAUCGCUAAACCUGAAAUUGAAAAAUUUAAAUGCGUCUUAUUUUUUACUACUGAAGUACAGAGACAAUUAUCUCUAGAUUUAAUUUGAUUUCAUGAAAAUCCAGAAAAGGUCUUCAAAUAGGUCGUCAAUGGGUCGUUAUCCCCGAAUGGCGAGACAUUGUUUGUGCAAAGAUUAAUAUCAAACUCGGUCAAGGUCUUCAUCACAAUAUUUGCCAAAGGUAUUCCUCAGCUUAUUAGGAAACGCACAUGAAAUAUUAUGACUUAAUGAAAAUGGAAUUUUAAGACGUUGGCUUUCCCGUUUCCAUGGUUUGUAAGAUUUAUAUAUCUGAAAAACAAAGACUAUACGAACCAACUACCCUUCGUCUCUGAUUUAUAUCCAUUUAACUGGAAUUAAUAUGUGUUGAUUAAAAACUCGUGUUGAAAUAACUUAAGCAAAAGGUUGGAUUUCCGGCAACUUGUUUUUUCCCCCAAAGUUCUAUCAUUAACUAUAGGAAAUAUAAUUGUAUUUGUAUAGAAUAAGGUUUUAGAAAGGUUGAAAUAGAAGUGGCGGCUGAAAAUGUUUUGUAUUGUAGUGAAUUUGAUUAAACUAGCACUCAAAAUAAAACAAGCUCUGUAAUCUCUGACACGCAUUUCUGAUAAUCCACUUACCUAUCGUAUAGGCUUUCAUGUAAAUGUUCCCUUCACGGUAAUCUGGCCAUUCAGGGUAGCAAAUAGUGACUUGUGGAAACUCUUGAUAAACCAUAAUCGGAUAGAGCGGAACAGACACAAUUAAUAACGACGCAAACCACAGCAAGAUAAUCUUCCAUAUAACUCCCUUGCAUGGAAGCCCCUUACAUUCAGACUUGCUGCGCCUUACGAUAUUACGAUUUCUCUCAAUCGCUAUGAUGGUGAUUGACCAUAUUGAUGCACCGAAAAAGAUCUCGGUUGCAGGGCCCAAGUAAAGGCAAAACCACCUACCGAACGGGUACUGUAAUGGCAAUUGCUCCUGGAUAGCAGCGAGUGGGAAAUUAAUAAGCAAAACACCAGUGUCAGCUACGGCGAGGCUGCACAGAAGGAUAUUCAUCUUGGUUUUCAUAUUGGAGCGGCUUGCUAUCACAACACAAACCAGGAGGUUCCCUAUGACACCUAUUAGGCCGACGGUGAUUUGCAGUGUAAGCUUGAAGACUUUCAGUCCAAGUGACUCUUUGUAGUACCUUGUCAUUGGUGAAGCUCCCAAAGUUGAGUUUGUACCGUUCUGGAACAAUACUGUUUCAUUCAUUUUUGUUGGCGUCUGUGGAACCGAGACUAAAAAACAGCUGAAGAAGUUAGAUGUAACACUUUCUUCUCUUUGUGGAUAAGCUCGUCACGAGGUGUUAAGCCAAUGGAAAACUUGCAUUAGCUUGGCACACGACUACAUUUCAUUUGUUUUCUGUCUUUUUCUGCCUUUAGCUGCUUACAUAUCAGCCGACGUAUGGUGAUUACCAGCAAUGAACUCAUUAGGCAAUCAAGCCGUCUCGGCAACUACUUCAAACGAUUUUCCUUUUCUCUUGCCUCACGUAUCGACCUUAUAGUGUGUGAAUCUUGUCAGCAGUCCUUUGCCUUUCGAGUGAAAGCAAAAAUUCUUCGUCAAGCUGGUGACAACAGUCCGUUAUCUCGCACCGAUGUCAAUUCUUUGCUAAUUAUAAACAACGGCGACAUAAAUCACCGUUUGGAAAAAUAGAAAUGGCAUUUUGAAAAGAACUAAUGUCUUCCUCAGCUUCUCAAAUAAACAUUUCAUAUAAAAGGCUAAACCGUUUUUCUCUUGUAUCUAACAUCCAACCUGACAAACACAUCGAAUGUCACUCUGUUAUUUGCAUUUGAAAAGAAAUUUAUAAAAAUACCUUCUUACUAAUUACUUUAUUAUUAUUUUUUUAAUCCCGAAGUCUUCAUCCUGUUUCAAGGACUUGAUGUAAUCAAACAACCCUUAUAGAUGUGUUAAUAAAAAACACCAUAAGUCGCUAAAACAUCUUAAGCGUGCUCGAAAGUCAACAAGACUCAGGAUAAAUUUGGUAUCUACCCACUGUGUAUUUUAUUUUCGAUAUAAUUAAUGGUAAAGCUGGAUUCAAUAUUUGUGGUGAAAAAUAAUUGACAUGUAUUUCGAGAAAGGGAAAAUUAACAAGGAUUAUCAUGGGGAACAUCAUUAAAUCGGUGAUAGAUUUUUUUUAAAAGAUGAGACAGUUUUAAGAUUCCUUUUUUUUUCUAAAGCCAGGAGUAUUUACCCAAUUGCAAAGCUAGUUUAAAACCAUCUAUUUUGGGCGAUUCUCAGCUUUAUUUGCUAUGUCUACCUCUUACCAAUAUAAUGCUAUUUGGAUCCGAUUUUUUUAUUGAUUCAGCUACAGUUUACCUUUAUUAAAGAACUUAAAGUAACUGAAAAAGUAACUUACUGUCACUGUCACACCUGCACCUUUCAUACACACUUAGCUUUUAACAAAAUUUAAAUAAAAUCGGUCAAAAGUAAUAAAGAUUGGAAUAAUAUAGUUUAAUCAGGAUGUCAUUUAUAUUCGUUUUAAUUCUUUUUUUCUAUUUUUUUGGUUAGAUUGACUUUUAAAGAAAAUAUUUUGAUUAGCGCGUCUAGUGCAGUUUCGAAUCAUGUUGUUUUUCAAUGAAUUUUUUUAUAUGAGAACAACAAUUUACUUCAUUUAUAAAUUAAUUUCCUGUUUUUUUACAAGAAUGAUGGUAAAAAAACAAUCUUACAAUUGCCAAUAAUUUGCCAUAAUUUGCGUCUAGUGCAGUUUCGAAUAAUGCUGUUUUUCAAUGUGAUUUUUUUAUAUGAGAACAAAAAUUUACUUCAUUUAUAAAUUAAUUUCCUGUUUAUAACAAGAAUGAAGGUAAAAAAACAAUGUUAAAAUUGCCAAUAAUUUGCCAGAGGGUUGCUAUCUUUGUACACAGGUGUUCGAAUACAACAACUCAUCAUCCUCCCUGCAUAGUGUUGUCUGCCGAUGUUAAUUACCACUUUACUUUGCCAUUUAAUAUUAACAUCCUGGUUGUCACAGAAACGUUUGAAAAUUUUGCUGGGAAUGUUGUUUUUGAUAAGUUAAUGUUAUCGUUUUAUUAAUGGUGUUCGGAAGUUAGGUUGCUAGGGAAAUUUUAAAUUACCGUAGAUUUCUUAGAAAAAGAGUUUUACUGCUGAAAUUGGUCAAGUGGACUAGUGACUCAUCGGGCUACAUAUUGAUGACGUCAUUAGGUCAUUAGCAAUAAAAAAAGAUACAUCUUUUUGCAAAAGGGGAAAAAAGGAAACAUUUUUGACCGGCGAAAAGUUUGUAAACAAACGCGCGCGCGCCUUGAAAAGCCCGCCAUUUUCAAACCGGAAACGAUUUUUUCCCGCCUAAAUUGCGAGAGGGCGCGUCAGCGUAGCAACCAUGGUCGCAUAAUAACCUAAAUUCCGAACACCCUUUUUAUUGUCUACAAACGGUUGAACUUUAAGUUGUCAACGCCUUGUUAAAAUAAUAUGCAAUAUUAUAUUGAAAACUAUGUUUAUUGACAGUUUGUGGUCAUCUCCUUUGAAUUUAUGUCUCCCACAUGUACCAAAGGCCCAUAAGUCAGUAUUAUAAUUCGACUGAAUGUGUCCGGGCCGGAGAGCUAUUGCAAAGCUUUUACCAUGAAACUGCCUCUUUAAUAAGAGAUCAACUCAUCGCCUAUUUACGAGAAAAAGAAGCGGAAAGCGUUUUUGCAUUAUUUGUUAGAUUAGAUCUCAUAUUAUGUAAGCUUAAAAUUUUAGGGCGCUGGUUAUGUUUGAGCUCCUAGAACCUCUAGACUGGUUUCGGUACGUGGAUUGUGUAGUUCCAGAAAAUAUCCAUACACCCCCCUCCCCCUAUUAAAGGGAUUGGAAAUUCCGGGGGGUUCAAACGCCCAGGAAUUUAAUUUUUUCCAGGGGUUUGAAAAUUCAAGAGGGUUGGGGGUCAUACCUCCACCCCCUUCAAUGGGGGGGGUAUGGAUAUUAUCUUGAAAUACACUUUGCUUUUAUUGCUUUUAUUCCCUGGGUUGACUGAUUUGCGCGUGGUGAAACGUGGCGUGGUGAAACAGAUCUUCCGUUUUAGCAAAAGAACGUCUUGUGUGCUAUUACGAUUGAAAUAAGUUCAGGACCAAUAUUCAAAAAUUAGAUUAGAUCAUGUUUAAUAACUUCAGAAGUGCAUGUCCACCGAACAUAAUUUAGCCUAUUCAUACAUUUAUACAUUAACCUGUUAGGGAGUGUUUAUUAAAUACACCGACCGAGGGGGGGGGGGGGGAGAUAUUAGUGGGGGCUCCGAAAAUUUUUAGCCACCAAAAGGGGGGCACCGAAAAAAAACGGUCCUCUAAAGUGGCGGCUCUGAAUGUUUUAGGAGCCAUACUUUUCAGCUUUAAUAUUUUACUGAUGUGAUCUAGUUUGUAGCACAAAUACAUAUUAAAUAUUAAGCCUAAUGACAAAUGUAUUUAAUACUGCUUUAUACUGCCUUAAUAAAUAUAAUAAUAUAUACUCUAAACUGUCUUUAUAAACCAUAAUAUAGAUACUUCCAGUAAAUAACAGUUGGAUUUACAGAUACAGUUUAUGAUCAGAAUAACAUGAACAAAUUAAAAUAAUCUUCUAAACAGUGGUGGAGCAUGCAAAUCCCCAAAACGAUAUGCAUACAAUUUUUUUACGUUGGACAUUAUCCCUUUUUUACAGAAAAA
Messenger RNA from Nematostella vectensis (starlet sea anemone), 8765 nucleotides. RefSeq names its product phosphatidylinositol 3,4,5-trisphosphate 5-phosphatase 2A. The record is from RefSeq and is a predicted model, not a curated record. Gene Ontology annotation, biological process: phosphatidylinositol dephosphorylation. Lineage: Eukaryota; Metazoa; Cnidaria; Anthozoa; Actiniaria; Edwardsiidae. Bases 163 to 2859 code for a protein of 898 amino acids. Gene Ontology annotation, molecular function: protein binding; phosphatase activity. The transcript is spliced from 32 exons.